This is a messenger RNA of Dentiscutata erythropus, 267 nucleotides long. Lineage: Eukaryota; Fungi; Glomeromycota; Glomeromycetes; Diversisporales; Gigasporaceae. The record is from the annotation of a GenBank genome assembly.
UCUCAAGGAUUCUUUUAUGACAUAGAACAAAUAUUUACAAUUUUUGCUUCAAUUAGAGCUACAAUUUUGCGAUUAGAAAGAGCAGAUUGUACAAUAGCAGAUUGUUUUAUUCAAUUAGUUUAUUUAAUUGCAACUAUUUCUUAUAUGCCAAAAGAAAAAGAUAUAAUUGCAUUUCAAAAUCAAUGCAUAGAAAUUGUUAACAAUCAUUGGAAUGAACUUGAAGCAAAACUAUAUAUUUUAGCAUAUAUGCUGCAUCAUGAAUAUUGA